Messenger RNA from Lacerta agilis (Sand lizard), 2018 nucleotides. It is a transcript of the gene MED26, whose product is annotated as mediator complex subunit 26. The record is from RefSeq and is a predicted model, not a curated record. The transcript is spliced from 3 exons. Gene Ontology annotation, cellular component: core mediator complex; nucleus; mediator complex. Gene Ontology annotation, molecular function: transcription coregulator activity. Lineage: Eukaryota; Metazoa; Chordata; Lepidosauria; Squamata; Lacertidae. Gene Ontology annotation, biological process: regulation of transcription by RNA polymerase II; positive regulation of gene expression. The coding region runs from base 86 to 1897 and encodes 603 amino acids.
GGGGGAGGAGGGCGGGGGGGCUCCUCCUCCUCCCGCCGCCGCCGCCACCGCAGGGCUCGGGGUCGCCGCCUCGAGGGGGGGGGCAAUGACAGCGGCUCCGGGACCCUCCCCGCAGCAGAUCAGGGACCGGCUGCUGCAGGCCAUCGACCCCAACAGCAACAUUCAUAACAUGGUGGCAGUACUAGAAGUGAUCUCCAGCUUGGAGAGGUACCCCAUCACCAAAGAGGCGCUCGAGGAGACGAGGCUGGGGAAGCUCAUCAACGACGUCAGGAAGAAAACCGAGAAUGUGGAGUUGGCCAAGCGGGCUAAGAAGCUGCUGCGGAACUGGCAGAAGCUGAUUGAGCCGGGGGCGCCCAGCGAGGGGGCCGCCAGGGGCCCGCCCAACCCGCCGGGGUCUGCCAAUGGCGGCGGGGCCCACAACUGCCGGGUGGAGACUCCUCCGGCGGGGGCCGGGCCAAAGCCCACGCAGGACGCGAAGGGCCGGAAUGACGUCCAGAAGCUGCACUCCCCAAAGCAGUUGGCGGAGAAGCCGGGGGCUCGGAAGAGGCGGGGGGAGCCGCGCGACGGCCUGGUGGGGGCGCCUCUCCUGCCUCUGCCGAAGGCCCCCAAGGCCUGCUUCGAAGUGUUACAGAACUCCUCGCCGCCCCCGACGAACGGGAUCGGGGGCGGCAGCCCAGACAGCUUCCCAAGCCCGCCGGAUGCCGGCCUGCCUGCCGAGCUGGCCGAGGGCGACAAGCUCAGCAAGAUCCCCAUCAACGCGGUGCGGCCCCACACCAGCUCCCCGGGUCUCUUCAAGCCCUCUGCCUCGUCCCUGCUGAAGGUGGCGCUGCUGGUCCAGCAGGAGAAGGAGGAGGCGCCCGCAGCCAGCCAGCCCAAGAGCCCCCGCUGCGCCUCUUUCAGCCCCAGGCACGUCCGGGCGGAAACGUUCUCCCGGCAGCACACCACCUACUCCCCUAAGGGCUCGCCGCCUGCUCCUUCCCCGACGAGGCCCCCGCCCGCCCCGGACACCCCCUCAGCGGCUCCCUUGUCGCCCCCUGCCCUCGUGCAGCCGGCGCUGGAGAAGCGGCUGGAGGCCCAUCCGCAGGCGGGGCUGGAGACGUCCCUUCACGGCAUCCAGGAGGCGCCGGCGGGCCGGCUGACCGCGGGGGCCUCGCUGAGCAGCGGGGCGGGCCCCCUCCCGGCGGAGCCCUUGCUGGCGGGCUUCUCCCCGGACGCGUGCCGGGCGGACAGCGACGGCGCCGCUUCGGGGUCGGACAGCAAGAAGAAGAAGAAGUACCGGCCCAAGGACUACGUGGUCAACCUGGACGGGCAGGCGCUGGAAGGGGGGGUCAAGCCGGUGCGGUUAAAAAAGGAGCGGCGGCUGACCUUUGACCCCAUGACGGGCGAAAUCAAGCCCCUGGCGCAGCGGGACUCCUUGCCGGCGGCCCACCCACCCCCUCUCCCCGAGCAGCAGCACAGGACAGGCGCAGGGGAGGCCACGGAGCCCAAGCCCCCCCUGCAGAGCCCCUUUGAGCAGACCAACUGGAAGGAGCUGUCCCGGAACGAGAUCAUCCAGUCCUAUUUGAACCGGCAGAGCAGCUUGCUCUCCUCUUCUGGGGUACAGACUCCGGGCGCUCACUACUUCAUGUCCGAGUACCUGAAGCAGGAGGAGAGCACCCGCCGGGACGCCCGCAAGACCCACGUCCUGGCGCCCCACAGCAAGCCCACGGACUUGCCCGGGGUGACCCGGGAGGUGACGCGGGGCGACCUCGACAGGAUAUGCGGGCGCCACUGGCCGGGCGUGAAUGGUUGCUACGACACACAGGGUAACUGGUAUGAUUGGACGCAGGGAAUAUCCCUCGACCCGCACGGGGACGACGGGCGCCUCAACGUCCUGCCUUAUGUCUGCCUGGACUGAUCGCCGGUUUGCCGGGAUGCUUCUGACGCAAGUGGGGGGGAGUUCGGUGCGAGCAGGCAGGUGCGGCGACAGCUGCCCACCCCUCUGCCCCCCGUUGUGCUGAAAAAAGGCUCAUCCAGCA